AUGGGCCUAAAGGUGUUUCAUUGGCUGAAUCGGAGGAUGCAUCCUAAUACCGAGUACUGCACCAUCCAUGCUAACAAGGCCAUGGAGGAUAAGGAGGACUCCGUGCCUCAUAGUGUGGUUGAGAAAGACACUGAAGCCCUUCUGCUCCGUGAUGUGCUUCUUAAUGGUAUACUUGCAAUUGGCACACUUGGACAUCACGUAGACUCAUUUUGUCCUGAGGCUUGCAUUGAAGAAGAUGAUCUCCUCGUCAUGGGUGAUGAGAAAGUAAUUGAGGAAGAGAAAGAUGACAAGGAACCUAGGAAUGAUCAGGUGAAAGAAGACAUUGCAUUGGAAACAGAGCCAUGUGAACCAGUAUUGCCUAUUGUUGAGCCUGCUAAGAUGCAUUCAUUGUCGAUGAAAGAAGGCAACUUUACAUGCUUUGUAACAGAAGAAAUCCUGAUACAUGAGGUGGAAGAUGGGGGAGCUGCUAAUAUCCAGGAACGACCACUUCUGAUGGUAGAGGAGGUGGAGAAAGUAAGAACUACACUUGCUGAUUUAUUUGCAGCAGAAGUAUUCUCAUCAAGUGCUCCAGGGGAGAAUAGUUGCCAGGAUAUCAUCGAUGUUGCAGGGGCAUCCACUUCAAAGCAUACAUCAUGCAUGGACAAGAUGCAUCAAAAGAAACCAAGGAAGCCAACACCAAAACCACUGAAAGCCACAAGAAAAUUAAGUCGGGUCAUGAGGAAGAUGUUGGGGAAGAAGAUCCACCCCGAGCAGCUCAAUGGGCGUAGCAAUGCAGAGGGCCCCCUUACUGCAUGA
Messenger RNA from Miscanthus lutarioriparius, 795 nucleotides. The record is from the annotation of a GenBank genome assembly. NCBI's taxonomy places the organism in Eukaryota, Viridiplantae, Streptophyta, Magnoliopsida, Poales, Poaceae.